Messenger RNA from Mesorhabditis belari, 642 nucleotides. The record is from the annotation of a GenBank genome assembly. NCBI's taxonomy places the organism in Eukaryota, Metazoa, Nematoda, Chromadorea, Rhabditida, Rhabditidae.
AUGUUUAUUGGCGAUUUUGCCUCUGAUUCUUUGAUUCUUCAUUUCUUUUCUUCUCUCGUCGAGCAUCCAAAGCAAAUCCAAUACGUCAUCGACACCGUGGAAGAGAUUCUUCGAAGCCUGGUCCCAGCUGAAGUUGCCGAGUACAGCGUUGACAAUCCGCCUCCUUCUGGCUACAAUUUUCGCUUUGAAAGAGGUACGACCGUCACCGAGACUGUCACUGUUGAAGAGACCGAAGUUGAGAUAAGAAAUCAAGCCGAUGAUCAAUCAGUGGCUGUAAUUCGCGAGCAGUUUGACUUGUUGGUUUCGGGGAAAAAUCACAAUAGGCACCGGGCCGACUCGCUUGAUCUGCUCAGAUACGAUUCGAAUGAGGCAAGCAAAUCUUCUGAUGAACUGGUCAAAAAGCAGAAACAAAACAAGAAAACUUCUCCCGACUCUACUUUAGAAGAUGGUCAAAAGUCAGAAAAAGCUACAAGAAAGAAGCAAAAGAGUAGCGAGCCACAAUUUGGAGUAGUCGUAUCAGGCACGGUCACCAUUCAACGCCUCGAUCGACCCGAAGAGCCACCAAAGAACAUCGACUUUAAGUUUGAUUGCCCCGGUUUGGAGCCUCAUCGAGUGUGGGUGAACGGUCGAUGGAGGGAUUUG